This is a messenger RNA of Periophthalmus magnuspinnatus, 4000 nucleotides long. RefSeq names its product sodium/potassium/calcium exchanger 3. Gene Ontology annotation, biological process: intracellular calcium ion homeostasis; calcium ion transmembrane transport. The record is from RefSeq and is a predicted model, not a curated record. The coding region runs from base 380 to 2185 and encodes 601 amino acids. Gene Ontology annotation, cellular component: membrane. NCBI's taxonomy places the organism in Eukaryota, Metazoa, Chordata, Actinopteri, Gobiiformes, Gobiidae. Gene Ontology annotation, molecular function: calcium, potassium:sodium antiporter activity; calcium channel activity. The transcript has 17 exons.
GGUGAUUGGAGCGCAGUGCAGGAGAGCGGCGGAGGCGCACGAGAGAGAGGAAUGUCUCCUCCUGUUGCUGCUGCUUCACAGGUUUCCCCGCUGACCUGAGCGCACACAUGAAGCAGACCGGGGUCCGUUCUGCGUCUCUGCCCGCUUUCACUGAGUCGGACCCGGGGAAGAUUCACCAGGAACAGCGCUAAAUCUCAGCGGAACCGCUAGGAGCGUCUUUGCGAACAUUUGGACACAACUUGGCAGAGAACAAGUCACUGUUUCUGGAGGCACUGCUGGUGGUUCGAUUUGAGCGAAGCUGCGUUUGAAGGGAAAGUAACGAACACGCGUGAGAAAGCGAGUAGCAGAUGUUUUUGGAGAAUAUGUGGCCGACUGAGACAUGAGCUCGGCUGCAGCGAGGCACCGGCGGCCCUUCCAGCGGGUGUGCUGCUGCGGGGUCGGGCUGCUCGCCGUUAUUUGGCUCACACAGCUCCAGGUCCGGGGGCCAGAGGGCGGAGUGAGACUGGAGCAGCCCUGGAGUCGGAGGCUGCUACAAUCAGAGGAAAGCCUGAAUCAGAGUGAGGAGGAGCUGCGAGCAGCCAUCCAUGAGUUUCCUGAAGACAUCUUCACAAAAGAACAGCGGAAAAAUGGGGCGGUGUGCCUGCAUGCUCUAUGUGCCAUCUACAUGUUUUAUGCCCUGGCCAUUGUUUGUGAUGAUUAUUUCGUCCCUUCACUUGAGAAAAUAUCAGAGAACCUGCAGCUCAGUGAAGAUGUUGCUGGAGCCACAUUUAUGGCAGCCGGGAGUUCAGCCCCAGAGCUUUUUACUUCUCUGAUUGGUGUGUUCAUCACAAAGGGGGAUGUGGGAGUGGGGACGAUUGUCGGCUCAGCCGUCUUCAACAUCCUGGUUAUCAUUGGCCUCAGCGGGAUCUUCGCAGGACAGACUGUGGUUCUGACCUGGUGGCCUCUGUUUCGAGACUCAAUGUACUACAUUCUCUCUGUGCUCACGCUCAUCCUGGUCAUCUAUGACGACACAGUGGUCUGGUGGGAGUCCAUUCUCCUUAUGACACUGUAUGGAAUCUACAUAGUAAUCAUGAAAUUUAAUUCCCCAAUCUCAGUGUUUGUUAUGCGCCGGUGCCAGAGCACAUUGCUGUGUUGCUCCAGUUCUGAACAGACACGAGAUGACAAGAUGGUGGACGAGGCAGCUGCUAUUAACACAUCCAUUGUUCUCCUGAAUAAAGCUCAAAGUCAUGGAGCAGAGCCUGGUCCAGUGGUGAUGGUGGACGAGCUGCUCAUCCUGAACCCUCACAAACUGUCCUUCUCUGAGGCCGGGCUGCGCAUCAUGAUCACGCCGCACUUUUCCCCCCGCACCAGGCUCACCAUGGCAGGACGCAUGCUCAUCAGUGAGAGACAGAGGCUAAUCCGGACCUCCAAGAGCCAGAGGGACGAAGCUGUACCCGGGUCCAGACGGACGUCCAGCUGCAGCAGUGUGAAGAGGACCGCCUCCUACAGUCUAGAGAAUGGAGGGGGGCGCUCCCGUGUGGGAGACACAGAGUCUGGAGGGAAACAGGGGGCAGAAGGGGGGCACCCUGAGGAAGAGGAGGAGGAUGGCAUCUUCAGUCCCUGGCACAUUCCAGGAGGCUGUGGUGCGAGGGUGAAGUGGGUGACCACAUGGCCUUUAGGUGUCCUGCUCUACUGCACUGUGCCCAACUGCCUUCAGCCACGAUGGCACCGAUGGUUCAUGGUCACCUUUGUAGCCUCCACUUUGUGGAUCGCAGUCUUCUCCUACCUCAUGGUGUGGAUGGUCACCAUCAUCAGUUCCACACUGGACAUCCCAGACUACAUUAUGGGCAUCACGUUCCUGGCAGCAGGGACCAGUGUACCGGACUGCAUGGCCAGCCUAAUUGUGGCACGACAAGGGAUGGGGGAUAUGGCCGUGUCUAACUCUAUCGGCAGUAACAUCUUUGACAUCCUGCUGGGGCUGGGCUUCCCCUGGGCCCUGCGCACCCUGGUGGUGGACCAUGGAUCAGUGGUUCAUAUCAAUAAUAAAGGAUUGGUCUAUUCGGUCGUCUUGCUGUUGGCCUCUGUAUUACUGACAGUGAUGAGUGUACAUCUAAACCACUGGAAGCUGGACCGCCGCCUGGGCUUUGGUCUGAUGUUCCUCUAUGCCGUCUUCUUACUCUGCUCCAUCCUCUUUGGACAGAUGUGAGACCUCUCGGUCAGGGCUCAUCUAAGCCAAGUACCACCCUCUCCAUGAUGCCAUUUCCUGAAGCCAAAUAAGGCAGCACUGUUCUGUAUCUGGGAUCAAGCACACUGUGGGGUAAAGCAGACCACUACAUGACCAAAAGUGUGAAGGGCACAGUUGAUAGGAGCACACAGCUAACUAUCUCUACCAGUGAAUAUUUUGUCCUUUCUUGGUUUUUGUUUUUCAGAAGAAGCAAUAAGUUGUUUGAGCUUGAGCUGAGCUUUAGCUGAGCUUUAGCAUAACAAUACAACGUGAUAACAUCCAAUAACAUGGCAUGACAUUUAGUGCUGGCAACAUUAGCCACUUAAUGGUUUGACUUCUCUUUUUUCCACACUCUAAAAAGUGUACUUUCAAAGGUUAAUUAUUUAUUUAAAAACAUAAUAAUUUAAUCUUUGGUGAAGCCAAGUAAAUAUUCGAGUUUGGGACCAUCUUAAAACACAAAGCUCUAUUUGAAUGGUUAGUAGAUUUACUUUUGAACCCAUCAGUUUAAAUAUAUUGCUGUGUUGGUGUCAGCCUCUACUACUGUGCUUGUAUUUGAAUGUAACAUAACUGUGGUUAUUGUGGGUAUUUUUGAUAUUUUAAAUGUACAGCAGGGAGCCAUGACAUACCAAGCACAGGGAGGGAUUAGCUUCAGUUUGGAGUUGUAGAGGGCACAGUGUGCCCCUCGUUUUGUGCAGAAUAAAUAAAAACAACUAUGGAUCCACCAUCAAACAAAAUAAUAUUUAUAAGUGAGUGCGGUUUUCAAAAAGUUUUAUAAUUUUAAAUCAUAUCAUUUAGACUCAAAUUAUUACUUAAAAUAUUAUUAUUGUUUGUUGUGGAGGUGGAAUUUGCACUUUGGUGAAACAUUUGAUCACAAAGCUUCAGGACAAAACAAGCCACGGGCUGCAUACAGAUCUGCAAUAAUAAAUCCACAUUUAACUGUAGUGUACACUGUACAUGUGUUCAUGUGACAGAACGAUGCUGCAAACUGCUGCUCUUUAGCUCAGUGGAGAAACACUACAAACGGGGGAUUUUGAAAUAUGUUUAAGGACAUCUUGGUGCCACUAUUAAUAAUAAAGUUCCAGAUAGAAAAAGAUAUUUUUCUGGCUGUUGUUUUAGAACAUGUAUUUGUUUAGAUUUUUACAAACUAUGAAUGUUUGAGAAAGUUGUAUGUUAACAGAUCACAUAGCCUAGAAUUAUUUUGUGAAUUGUUGGGUGAAUGGAUUUGAGCACUUUUGUCAAGCUGAGAGUUUGUUCAGUAUUAUAUUAGUGACACACGCAGACAUAUUACAAUUAAUCGUGUUUACAACACAACACUUUAUUGUAUUAGUAGGUAAAUAUGUGCUGUAGCAACUGUAGCCUUGUACAACUAAAAGUGCAAAUUUCUACUAGCGCAUUUGAUUUAUUUAUGGGAUUAAAUACAAUUGCCGAAGUAUAUUAAAUACUUGAGGAAACAUUUGUUAUAAUCGUAUGUUGAUAGUUUAUCCACUUAUUGUAAUACCAAAAUCCCACUAGAUUAAAGCGUGACGUGUGAACAUUUGUGUGGAGAUCAGUGAUAAACCCACAAGUGAAAGACUUUAAAUACUAAAUAUGUUGUUAAAGUUCAGUCAUGGCACAUUUUUACAUAGUUUUUUUUUUUAUAUUUUAUGUCAAAAUAUCUGUUUUGUUAUUUUUUUAAUCUUGUGAAUUAACAGCACGCUUCCUCAUAUGUAUAUUUAGUGCUGUAAUGUUAAAAUUAUUGCUUUAGAGGUUGCUUGAAUCAUAGAGGACUGUUGUAUUUUGAGUGCAAUAAAAUGUGCA